AUGCCUGUCCGAUGCGCCGCAGCGGCCGACAUACCCGUCAUGGCCGCGGUUCUCGCAGCAUCUUUCGGGCCGGAUCGUCUCUUCCAAGUCAUGUUUCCUUUCCAGCACCAGCAUCCGGAGGACUUUGAACGGGCGCUGCGCGAGAGCCUCUGGCUGUCAUGGUACGACUACCGGAAAGUGUUGAUGGUCUCGUAUGAGGUCGAGGGUGAUGGUAUUGGGACAGCCAGUCAGUACGACAGGUACGCCGAUGAGCGACAAGCCUUGAUACCGUCGUCGAGGCCGACGGGCAAGUCAACCGUCAGAGGAGAAGGCCAGACCAUCACUGGCAUCGCUGAAUGGGAACGCGCUGGGGAGAGAUCGUUCCGCGUCCAUGGACUCUGGGGACGUUGGGAUCCGCGGCUCUUGAUAAAGCCCAUCCUGUCCACAUACUACCGACUCCGGAGGCUCAUCCUCUUCCCCAACAAAGCCGCCGUCCGUCCAACGGCGGAGAACCCGCGACCACUCACGUACUGGGCGCUGGGCGCGUCGCUGCUCCCAUUCAGCACGCAGUUCAUGGACGCGCCGCACCGCAUGACCCACUGGUCGCUUGAGAUCCUCGCCGUGCACCCGACCUUCCAGGGGCGGGGCUACGGGCGGGAGCUCGUCGAGCACGGGCUGGAACACCUGGCGCGACGUGAUCCGGCGAUGGGCGGAGAUCUGCCCGCGUGCGUGAUGGCCGCCGCGGGCAAGGAAGAAUUCUACCGCAAGUGCGGCUUCAAGGAGCUUGUUGGCUAUGUGAGCGAGGCUGAGGACGGCAAAGGGGGCGAGAACCCGUUGAGGAGGAAUGGAGUCGAAGGGGGGGCGGUGUUGUGGACUAGGUAG
Cladophialophora bantiana CBS 173.52 is the source of this 861-nucleotide messenger RNA. RefSeq lists its product as uncharacterized. NCBI's taxonomy places the organism in Eukaryota, Fungi, Ascomycota, Eurotiomycetes, Chaetothyriales, Herpotrichiellaceae. Gene Ontology annotation, molecular function: acyltransferase activity, transferring groups other than amino-acyl groups. The record is from RefSeq and is a predicted model, not a curated record. The transcript is spliced from 2 exons. Bases 1 to 861 code for a protein of 286 amino acids.